CUGGGUAAUCCAUUGUUCGAACAUUUGCCCAAGGAAUAUCUGGAGCCGAAUGAAGUUUCCGCCUGUUCAGAAGCUAUCGACAAACUGUUUAAUUCUUUGAAACACAACGUCUCGCUGUCGUCGGAUACCCGUAAGCCUGGACCAAAACGAUUGACUGAACGUUCCUCAGAGAAAACCCACGGAGAGUUGGGUGAAAUUUGUUCACAGGCUCGAAUUUGUGGUAAAGUGCUUUGUUCCUUAAAGACUGCUCAAGCUCUCCCCGUCGCCCCUUCCUUGCAGGCGGAAGCGGUGGCAUUAGCUGUUGAACUGGACCAUUUGCUUUCUAUAUAUUCCAACUUGUCAACAGAACACGACAGUCUUUUACGACAUUGGCGCACAAUUUUGAAUUCUUCAUCGUCUGCAACCGGCGAUUCCGGUUCACGAAGCACCAAUGGAAACAAUGGCACGGAACGCCCUUUUGCGCUUAUGGACUUAACCGAAAUGGUUACGGUGGCAGUAAACCACAUGGCUUUCGUUCAACUACUGCGGAAUACGAAACGUACACGCGUGAAUAGUGACGCUGGAAAGCUUGAAUUUGUAGGCGUGGCCACUGCGGAUGCAAAAGGUAUGUGCCAGCUUUAUCGAUCGCUCAAGGACAAGGACAAAGAAAAGACCGCAACGUGA
Molecule: messenger RNA, 663 nt
Organism: Echinostoma caproni
Lineage: Eukaryota; Metazoa; Platyhelminthes; Trematoda; Plagiorchiida; Echinostomatidae
Source: the annotation of a GenBank genome assembly